Closterium sp. Naga37s-1 is the source of this 1530-nucleotide messenger RNA. The record is from the annotation of a GenBank genome assembly. NCBI's taxonomy places the organism in Eukaryota, Viridiplantae, Streptophyta, Zygnematophyceae, Desmidiales, Closteriaceae.
AUGGCGCAAGCGGCGGAUCCGCGGGCGUGCGGCGGAAGCGAGUCGAGUGACGAGGAGGGGGAAGGCGCGGGGGGAUUAAUGGGGCCUCUGGGGAGGAUAGGCCUGGGGGACGAGGGGGAGGACGAGAGCUCCGCGGAAGAUGGAGAGGAUUCGCGGGGCGCGAAGGCCGCGGAAGGCGCGGAGGGCUCGAAGGAGGGACGCGGGCGGCGGAACGCGAGGGGCGGCGGAGCGGGCGUGGGCCCUGUCGCGCCUCCGCCGAGCGCCUUGCGCGACGGCGGCGGGGAUGGGCGGCGGAGGGGGGGGGAGAUGGCGGUAGGCAGGGAGAGGGUUCACGGGGAGGCGCUGUCAGGGCGCGGGGAGGAAGGAAGGGAGAACGGAGACGGGAGCGGGGAGGAGGAACGGGGAGGAGGGGAUGGGGAGGGGGAAGGGGGAAUGCGCGGAGGUCCCCCCUCUCCUCGUGCGCCAGGUCCCCCUUCCCAGGGUUUCUCCUUCCACCUGACUCGCACUGCAUGCCCCUCUUCCCUUCGCUACCUUUUCUUUCCGUCUCUUCCCCUGCCUUCCCUCCCUCUCCCCUGCAGCUCUUUCCCCCCUCUCCUCGUGUGCCAGGUGCCCUCCCAAGAGCUCUCCUUCCAGCUCUGUUUUUCUGCUGCGUACCCCUCGUCCUUUCUCAACUUCCCAUCCUUCCUCUUCUGUUCCCUUUGCCCUUUCCCCUGCAGCUCUAUCCCCCCUCUCCUCGUGCGCCAGGUGCCCUCCCAAGGCCUCUCCUUCCAGCUCUGGCCUGCUGCUGAAGCGCUCUGCCACUUCCUGGAAGCUUCCUUCGGACCCUGCGCUAAUACAGAGACAGGGACAGAGGAGCCUCACUUACAGGAGGGGGAGGGGGAGAAGCAGCAGAGUGAACAAAACGCAGGUAGCAAGAAAGGCCGCUAUCAGCAGCACAAGCACGAUCAGCGGACCAACACAGAACCCAAGUUCCUUUCACCGCUGCUGCAGCAGAUUCAGAAGCAGAGGCAGGAAAAUCAGGGAGAGUGCAGUCUGCAGGGGUUGAGAGUGGUGGAGCUGGGUGCAGGGACGGGUCUGGCUGGUAUGAUGGCAGCAGUACUAGGAGCGAAGCAAGUGGUUCUUACAGACCUACCCCAUGUGCUGCCGAACCUGCAGAAAAACGUGCAGCUCAAUGCAGGUUCGUUUGAGUCGAAGCAAAUGGCACGGCAGCUGAAUGUUCCGGACCUACCUCAUGUGCUGCCAAACCUGCAGGGGAAUGUGCAGGGGAACAAGGAGGUGAACUUAGGUGGAGGGAGUGCUAGUGAUGCGGGUGAUGUGGAUAGUGGGGCUCUGGAAUAUGGUGAGGUGCAGGGAGAAAGGGUGGAUGUGCGGGUGUUGCGAUGGGGCGAGCCAGAGGACAUAGCAGUGCUUGAGAAGGAGUACAGGAGGACGGGCCAACGGUGCACCGAACCGUUGCCAGGUUCGGAUGGGCUGGAUACUAAUGUGCCGAACCUGGAGGUGCGGGAUUCGGAGCGGUGUGAAGGUUUAUGA